AUGACUGGAUUCUACCCUCCUGCUGUUAAAGUAACAUGGACAAAGAACAAUGUGAAUGUUACAGAGGGGAUGACUCUGGGCAGGUAUUCCAGUAACAGUGAUGGAAGCUUCAGUCUGUUCUCUGUUCUGGGGUUCACCCCAGAGGAAGGGGAUAUUUACACUUGUACAGUUGAGCACAAAGCUCUCCUCUGGCCCUUAACUAGAGAAUUAGAUGGGUAUUACGCACACCGAAGGGUGCGGUGCGCAACUUGGGAUAUGGAAAAGGCAGAGUUAAUAGAUUCCAGUUAUUUUAACAAGAUGGAAUACUUAAGAUACAACAGCACUAUGAAUAAGUUUACUGGAUACAUGGAAUAUGGGCUGGCAUUGGCAGAAGAGCUGAACAGGGACCCUGCGUACCUGAGAGCCAUGUAUGCCGUCAUGGAAAGAUAUUGCAGAUACUAUGGCCUGAAGUACUAUCCACAUGUAAAUAAGAGAGUGCAGCCUGAAGUCCAGCUCAAGUUAAUCAAGCAGGCCAGUGGCAGACAUCCAGCCAUGUUGAUGUGCAGUGCCUAUGACUUCUACCCCAAAGCCAUCAGACUUACCUGGUUAAAGGACGGAAAAGAAGUGACCUCUGAUGUGACCUCCUCUGAGGAGAUGGCUGAUGGUGACUGGUACUACCAGAGCCAUUCUCACCUAGAGUACAUGCCCAAAUCAGGAGAGAAGAUUUCUUGUAUGGUGGAGCAUGCCAGCUUCAGUAAAUCCAUGAUAUAUGACUGGAAUCCUGGUCUCUCUGGACUGGAGAAGGGGAAGAUUGCAGUAGGAGCCUGUGUGCUUAUGUUGGGAAUGACUGCAGCAGUAGCAGGGCUCAUAUACCAUAGAAAAAAAUACAAAGGUCAGUGGGAAUAA
Chanos chanos (milkfish) is the source of this 885-nucleotide messenger RNA. Its product is annotated as rano class II histocompatibility antigen, A beta chain-like. Gene Ontology annotation, cellular component: MHC class II protein complex; membrane. Bases 1 to 885 code for a protein of 294 amino acids. Gene Ontology annotation, biological process: antigen processing and presentation; immune response. Lineage: Eukaryota; Metazoa; Chordata; Actinopteri; Gonorynchiformes; Chanidae. The transcript has 4 exons. The record is from RefSeq and is a predicted model, not a curated record.